AUGGCGGAUAGAGAGACUCCCAGGCGCAGUGGCAAGCACCACCCCAAAGACGUUCCGAAGAUGACCGAGGAGCAGAAAGAAGCCCUUUGCAACGUGAAUGUGACUUCAGACCUGUACCACGACCAGCGCAGCCUGGUCCAGAUCUGGCGCGACGCGGGCAUUCGCUACGACGAGCAUGUCAUGCCGCCGCCCUCGGGUCCGCGCGCUCAUGGUCAGCAGCAUCGCCAGACCAACGGCAGCAGGGGCUCGUCCGUUGUCGGCUCGUCCGUUGUCGGCUCGUCCGGUCCCAGCUCCGCUCAUCAGUCCAUGUCCCAAUCUCUUGUGCCCAUCGGCUCUCCUCCGUUCAGGAACCACCCUGUCACCAACUUCACCAACGGCACCUAUCCCAACGGCAGCUACUCCAACGCCAACUAUACCAACGGCACCUCCAUGAACAGCACCAACGCGAAUGGCUAUAACGCGAACGGCUACAACGCGAAUGGCGGCUACAUGAAUGAACACUAUCAGAACGGCAACAGCGUGAAUGCGAACCAUACCAACGGUACCUGUGCGAACGGUGCCUACGCCAACAGCACCACCUCAUCGGCCAGCGUCUCGCAGUCUUCCAACGGUUUUCACCUGCGGGCUCCUUCGACCUUUGACGUCCAGCAGCAGGCUGCUUUCCGUCCCGCCCCCCGCAUGGGCGACCCUGCUACCGCAUACUUUGUCCCCAGCCAGGCCAGCACCAACACCGCCACUGCCACUGCGACCGAGGCUGCCAAUGCCGACAACUUCCGCGCCAACAACAUCGACAGUGACGGCUUCUUCACCAAGAGCUCUGAUGAUGAGAUUGCAGCCAUGCUUCGCCGCCUCAUGCCGAACGGCCAGCCGAACGCCGUUGAAGAGGAUCUCGCGAGAUUCUACAACACCCAGAGGGAUGGCCGUGGCGACGGCGACGGCGACGGCGACGGCAACGGCCAGGACGGCGGUGCUGGUGCCGAUGGCCCCGGUCACCGCCGCAUGAACACCCGCUAA
Diplodia corticola is the source of this 1014-nucleotide messenger RNA. Its product is annotated as rhoptry neck protein 2. The record is from RefSeq and is a predicted model, not a curated record. The transcript has 2 exons. Lineage: Eukaryota; Fungi; Ascomycota; Dothideomycetes; Botryosphaeriales; Botryosphaeriaceae. Bases 1 to 1014 code for a protein of 337 amino acids.